Molecule: messenger RNA, 576 nt
Organism: Danio rerio (zebrafish)
Lineage: Eukaryota; Metazoa; Chordata; Actinopteri; Cypriniformes; Danionidae
Gene: cdc42l
Product: cell division cycle 42, like
Biological process (GO): positive regulation of cellular component organization; animal gross anatomical part developmental process; anatomical structure morphogenesis
Cellular component (GO): midbody; cytoplasm; plasma membrane
Molecular function (GO): G protein activity; protein kinase binding; GTP binding
Source: RefSeq, marked validated
AUGCAGACCAUAAAAUGUGUGGUGGUUGGGGAUGGAGCUGUCGGAAAGACCUGUCUGCUCAUCUCAUAUACAACCAACAAAUUCCCCUCCGAAUAUGUUCCUACGGUGUUCGAUAAUUAUGCUGUCACGGUGAUGAUUGGAGGGGAACCGUAUACACUGGGGCUUUUCGACACAGCAGGGCAGGAAGACUACGACAGACUUCGGCCUCUCAGUUAUCCGCAGACAGACGUCUUCCUUGUCUGCUUCUCAGUUGUUUCUCCUUCCUCCUUUGAGAAUGUGAAAGAGAAGUGGGUACCAGAGAUCUCUCACCAUUGUCCACGCACUCCAUUCCUUCUUGUGGGCACUCAGGUGGACCUGAGGGAUGACAGUAACACUGUGGAAAAACUUGCCAAAAACAAGCAGCGCCCCAUAUCACCCGAGAGUGGGGAGAAGCUGUCCAGAGACCUCAGAGCUGUCAAAUACGUGGAGUGCUCCGCUCUCACACAGAGAGGCUUGAAGAACGUAUUCGACGAGGCAAUUCUCGCCGCCCUUGAACCUCCUGAGACCAAACCCAAGAAGCGCUGCGUCCUUUUGUAG